UUGUGGCCAUUAUCAUUGGACCACGGAGUACAUUGAUAUGAAUUCCGAAUUUAUGAUAAGCACAAUUUAUAUUUUUAUCUUGAAAACAAUUAGCAUAUAUAUAUACAUAAAUACCUAAAGUAGUUUUUUCGCAGUGUGGCCAAAUGAAUUGUCAACAAUCCACUUGACUAAUAUUUUAUCUUUGAAUUGUUGUUAUCAGUAAUGUCAUCUUUAAUAUUUUCUCGUCGUGUUGAAAGCUGCUGUAAACUGAAGUGCUGAGACGUUGAAUGUAGGUUCACUUGAGUUUCAAUCUUUAAUGUUUCAGAUUUCAAUUCGAAACUCAAAAUUUCAGUACUAUAGCUUGAGAUUUGAGAGGCACUGUUAAAAAUAUAGUCAAUAUAGGUAUAGUUAAAUAUAUAAUUAUUUUCUAAUAUUCUUUAAUAAUCCUACAAACAAUUUCAAAUCACUUAACAUUUUCUCAUGAGUGUUAGCAGUAUACUAGUCACACAAAAAUGUCCAAUAAUGACAGUAACGGAAGUUCGCCAUCUGGAGCUGCAAGACCUUCUCAUCCACAGUUAGACAUGCGUCAAGAAGCUGCAAUAACAGAAAAAAGAAGACAGUUAAAAUUGGCUAUCCAAGGAACAUCCGGUGCCUCAUUUGGAUUCAACUCUACAAUACCAAGCUUACAACAAUUAAAAUUUGAAGAAGAUAAUAAAUUAAUAAUUAAUGGAUCAACAUCAAAACAACCAAAUUUACCUAGAGCACGGUUAUCUAAUACUGAAACAAUGAGUGAAAAGUCGCGAGAGAGACUAAAAAUAUGUCAAACAAUACAAUCCACUGGAAAACUACAACUUUCUGAGAACAAGGUAUAUGAUUUUACAUCAGAUGAUUUACAAGAUUUAGGAGAGAUUGGCCGAGGAGGUUUUGGAACUGUAAACAAAAUGUUACAUCGUAGUAGUGAUACAGUAAUGGCUGUUAAGAGGAUAAGGUCUACUGUUGAUGAAAAUGAACAAAAACAAUUACUAAUGGAUUUGGAUGUUGUGAUGAAAUCUAAUGAAUGUCCUUAUAUUGUACAAUUUUAUGGAGCGCUUUUCAAAGAAGGGGAUUGUUGGAUUUGUAUGGAACUAAUGGACUCGUCAUUGGAUAAAUUCUAUAAAUAUAUCUAUGAAAAGUUAGAUCAACGAAUACCAGAAAAUAUAUUGGGGAAAAUAACUGUUGCGACUGUAAAAGCAUUGAAUUACCUUAAAGAAAAAUUGAAAAUCAUUCACCGUGAUGUUAAGCCUAGCAACAUUCUAUUGGACUCUCGAGGAAAUAUAAAACUAUGUGAUUUUGGUAUUUCAGGGCAGUUAGUCGACUCUAUAGCAAAAACUAGAGAUGCUGGCUGCCGCCCUUACAUGGCACCGGAAAGAAUCGAUCCAGUUCGUGGUCGAGGAGGUUAUGAUGUCCGUUCAGAUGUUUGGUCCUUAGGUAUCACUUUAGUAGAAGUUGCUACUGGACGGUUUCCAUAUCCAAGAUGGAGUUCUGUUUUUGAACAACUGUGUCAGGUUGUUCAAGGAGAUCCUCCAAGAUUGCAAACUUCUAACAAUUUUUCUCCUAAUUUUGUGAAUUUCGUAAAUACUUGUUUGAUAAAAGAAGAAAAUCAAAGGCCUAAAUACAACAAACUACUAGAACAUCCAUUUAUAAAACAUAGUGAUGCUGAAAGUGUUGAUGUAGCUUCUUAUAUUAGUGAAAUAAUGGCUGCAAUGGAAAAUGAUGGUGCAUUUAUGUACACAAUGAAUGACCCUUGAUAGUAUUUUUAAUUUUGUUACAAAGUACACAGUCCAUAGGUACUUAAAAAAAAAAAAAAUCAAGAUUUAUUUAGUUUCAAUCAACUUAUCCAGUCAAUUGUAAUUAAUUAGGUCCCGUAUUGCCUUGAAGAUUUAUUUUUUCCAAUAAUGAUGACAAGCUCCCAACAAUUUUUUUAAUAGUUUUUAACUGGAGUUUUUGCUUUCCAGAAAAAAUAUUUUAACAGCAAAGUGACAUAUUAUUAUUUCUAUUAUUAUUAUUAUUAUUAUUAUUAUUAUAUUAUUAUUAUUGUUGUUGUUAAUAUUUUAAUACGAACUGAGUAACAUGAAAUCCAUAAAAUGGUAGUUUCUUUUUGUCCUACAAAAAUUAUAAUAACUUGGUUUUCAAUCAAUUUCUAUCAGUUUAAAUUAAUAUUGUGGAGGGUAAUUAUUUUGCAUACGAAUCUAGUUCAGAAGUUACAUAUACAACUACUAUAAGUAUUUUUAUUAUAAAAGGUAUGAUUGUUGUAUAUCACGCAGAUUUUUAUGGUUGGGCUAAAAGUUCUAUUUUCUUCUACCUAAGUGGUUGUUUAGUAAAUCUAAUAAAGUCACAUAGGUCAAAGUUUUAUUUUAAGCAAAAAAUAAUUUAAACCAAAAUUAUAAAAUUGAUAUAUUUGAUUAAACAAAUUUUUAUAAAUUAAUUUGUGUAUGUAUUGUAUUUUUACAUAGUUUUGCUUUUAGUAAACUUAUAAUAAAUCGAACUUGUCUUACACAAGUCCACAUAGUGCCUUUUUAGACACAUUUUGUACACAAGUUCCGCCAAAAUUGGGCCCAAAAUAUAAUUUAAGAUAUAUAAAGAAGUAACACUUUGUUUCUAGUUUUGUACCCACUACUGUGAUAAUUAAUGUUUUUUGCAAAAUUAUCUUCUCUUGUGUAUACAAAUUAUGUUUUAAAUUUAUGUAAUCUUGUAUUAUAUUUUAAUUGAGUUAUUAUUUUGCUGUUCAAACUCAAAUACAUCUAAUUAUUUUAUUCCAUUUUUGUAUUUAAGUAUUGGUUGUUACUAUUUAAAGGCAUUGACUCCUACUAAAUGUAUAUAUAUUUUAGUAAACAUUUCUAAUAAACUAAAAAUAUUUUUGUUUAAAUUGAAAUUUAUACUAAUAGAAUUUUAGUUUUAUCAAAUACAAAGACAUAAAAAUAUGUCAAUGUUAUUAAACGAAUGAGAAUAAUACAAAUCAAUUUUUGCAAAAUAUUAGUGUAAUAAAUUGUAAUAUCAAUUGUAGCUUAUUAUAUUUUUUCAUUAAUUUUAUAUAACUAUAUCAAAUACUAAACUAGAAUAACUAUCACAAACCACAUAUUAGGUAAAUUUAUUGUAACCAUCAUUUAUUUUCUAGGUAAUUAUUAGUUUGUCAUUAAUUAAAUUUACUAGUUAAAAUUGACUUUCUGGUAUUUAUUUAUGUUUAAAAAUGCAUUAGUGUGUAUUACAGUAGUACUGGAAAUAAACGUAUAAAAAACAAAUGGGAAUAGAUAUAUUUAAAAACAAUGUAUUGCCAAGGCUGAGCACGUAAAUUAAUUUUUUCAACCCAAGUUAAUAAAGAAAAAUGAAAGUUAAGUUAAAAGUUACUUUUACAAACUUGUAAAAAUUAUAAGUUAUUUAAAAAAAUGUAACUUAAAUUAAUUCAGUUAUACUAUUGUUUCAUGUACAAAUAUGUCAUUUUGAAUUAUAUACCUUAUUUAAAACUUUAAAAAUAGCAUAGUAAUACCAUUGUUCUGUGGUAGUACAAUAUAAUUUUAUAAUUUAAAAUAUAUUUGUCUUAUAUAGGUACUUUCAUAAUUUGAUUAAUGAUGAAAUUCAACAAAAAAAUGUUUAACUUAAUACUUAGCCUUGAGUAUGUAUAUUACACUUGAACAUUUUAGUGACAAUCAAAGCUUAUUAAAAGAAAUAAUACUAUAUAAUAUAUAUUUAUAAAUUAUAAAACAAUUAUAAUAAAAUUACAAUGCAUAAAAAUAUUACUGCUAUACUGUGAAAAUAUAUUUCCAAUUAAUAUUAUUGUAAGCGUCAAUUCAAAUAUUUUUAGAUUAUAAUUAAUAUAAUGUAUUCAUUAUUUAAAAUAAAAUGUACUGAUCUAAAUUUUAUUUUUUUACACUGUCGAUUAUAAUAUUAUACCUUAGUGUAUUCAAAUCAUCAUUUAUACUAUUAAAGUAAAAUUCCUUUAUAAUAGAAACACUUAAUACAAACUUAUUUUUCAGUUAAUUUUUAUAAAGGGUUCUUCAUUAUAUGAGACUAUUGUAAUUUUUUAUUUUAAGGAGAUUCUGUCUUAUAGGGAGUCUGUUAAGUAUAGGUUUUACUGAAUUAUUUUAACAAUAAAUUAUUACAGAAUAUUGAAUAACACUUUUUAACUUAUAUGGUUAUAGUUGAUUGACAAAUACUUGUAAAAUCUACAUAACAACAUACAUAAUAAUGUUUAUAUACAUUCUGUUUUAAAAUUAUAAUAUUUUGGUACUUUAUGUAAAGUAUAUAAUUCUUGAAAUUGUUGUUUUAGCAAUAAUAAAAUAAUAUGUAUUAUUUUUCAAACAGCUAUUAACUUUAGAUUUAUUUGCUGGAACUAAGCAGUUAUAAUAUGGGAAAUUUCCAGUGCUUUCUUUUGACUGGCAUACAGUAUUCAAAUUAUAAUAAUGUAAAAAUGUAGGUGUUAUAAUUAAAAAAAAAUUGUAAUUUAUUUAUUUAUUUUAUCUCAUUAUAUAGCUGAUGUGUAUACUAUUAUACGAUUAGGUAGUACAAAACAAAUCAUUUAUAUUUUAUAAGUGACUUCAUAUUUUAUUUUUAUUAUUAUUAUUAUUUUUUUUUUUUUUUUGUAAUUUUAUGGUCAAUAAAAUUCAAGUAAUAGACUACAACAGUGUUAAUGAGAGAAAAUAAAGAUAAAGAUCAUCAUGA
Aphis gossypii (cotton aphid) is the source of this 4674-nucleotide messenger RNA. RefSeq names its product dual specificity mitogen-activated protein kinase kinase 4-like. The coding region runs from base 492 to 1766 and encodes 424 amino acids. Lineage: Eukaryota; Metazoa; Arthropoda; Insecta; Hemiptera; Aphididae. Gene Ontology annotation, molecular function: ATP binding; JUN kinase kinase activity. The transcript has 11 exons. Gene Ontology annotation, biological process: protein phosphorylation; MAPK cascade. The record is from RefSeq and is a predicted model, not a curated record.